Hypanus sabinus (Atlantic stingray) is the source of this 3221-nucleotide messenger RNA. RefSeq names its product calpain-1 catalytic subunit-like. Bases 168 to 2267 code for a protein of 699 amino acids. Gene Ontology annotation, molecular function: calcium-dependent cysteine-type endopeptidase activity; calcium ion binding. The record is from RefSeq and is a predicted model, not a curated record. Lineage: Eukaryota; Metazoa; Chordata; Chondrichthyes; Myliobatiformes; Dasyatidae. The transcript has 22 exons. Gene Ontology annotation, cellular component: cytoplasm. Gene Ontology annotation, biological process: proteolysis.
UCAUGCCCUCCCCGCUCUCAUCUUCGAAGCUGUCCCUCCCCAUCAAGAGUUAACAGGAGGCCAGACGCAGGCCAGGCCUGGAGUCUGCCAGGUUCUCCGCCCACCCUCUCCGCAGGCAAGCAGAAGCUCACAGGGUCUGAUCUGUGCCGAGGAGGCUGAGCUGCGCCAUGUUUCUGGGUGUGUCAGGCCGGAUACAGCAGGAGCGACUGAAGCAGCAGGGGAUGGGCACCAACGAGCAGGCGGUGCACUUCCUGCACCAGGACUACCAGCAGCUGAAGGAGCAGUGCCAGGAGGAGGGGGCUCUCUUCCAGGAUAGCCAGUUCCCUGCCGCCCCCACCUCCAUUGGUUACAAGGAACUGGGCCCACACUCCUCCAAGACCCGGAAUAUUGAAUGGAAGAGGCCAACGGAGCUGGUGGCAAACCCAGAGUUCAUUGUGGGAGGAGCGUCACGGACUGAUGUGUGUCAGGGAGCCCUGGGGGACUGCUGGCUGCUCGCUGCCAUCGCCUCACUGACUCUGAAUGAAAACUUACUGCACCGUGUGGUCCCUCAUGGGCAGAGCUUCCAGGAGGACUACGCUGGAAUCUUCCACUUCCAGUUCUGGCAGUUCGGAGAGUGGGUGGACGUGGUGAUCGAUGACCGACUACCAACAAGGGAUGGAGAGCUGCUCUUCGUGCACUCAGCCGAGCAGAAUGAAUUCUGGAGUGCCCUGCUGGAGAAAGCCUAUGCCAAGUUGAAUGGAUCAUACGAGGCCCUGUCUGGGGGCAGCACCACCGAGGGGUUUGAGGAUUUCACAGGGGGCGUGGCGGAGAUGUAUGAGUUGCGCAAAGCCCCGCGCAACCUCUACACCAUCAUCAGGAAGGCCUUGGAGAGGGGCUCGCUGCUCGGCUGCUCCAUUGAUAUUACCAGUGCCUUUGACAUGGAGGCUGUGACUUUUAAGAAGUUGGUCAAAGGCCAUGCCUACUCAGUGACAGGGGUCAAAGAGGUCAGCUAUCGGGGACGAAAUGAGAGGCUGAUCCGGAUCAGGAAUCCCUGGGGUCAGGUGGAGUGGACUGGAGCGUGGAGUGACAGUUCCUCGGAAUGGGAUUCCAUCGACCCCGAGGAGCGGGACGGGAUGGUGCAAAUGGAGGAUGGGGAGUUCUGGAUGUCAUUCUCGGAGUUCCUGCGCCAGUUCUCCCGCCUGGAGAUAUGUAACUUGAGCCCAGAUGCCCUGCAGGAUGACCAGCAGAAGAAAUGGGAGACAACCACGUUCAGCGGCUCAUGGCGGCGAGGAAGCACAGCAGGGGGCUGUCGUAACCAUCCAGCCACGUUCUGGAUCAACCCCCAGUUUAAAAUCACCCUGAGGGAGGAGGAUGAUGAUCCUGAUGAUGACGAAGUCGCCUGCACCUUCCUCUGCGCCCUAAUGCAGAAGGACCGUCGCCGUUUCCGCCGCCAAGGACAGGACAUGCACACCAUUGGCUACGCCGUGUAUGAGGUCCCCGAGGAGUACCGGGGCAUGCACCAAGUCCACCUGCGCAAGGACUUCUUCCUAACUCACAGCUCGUGUGCCCGUUCCGAGACCUUCAUCAACCUACGGGAGGUAAGCAGUCGGCAGCGCCUGCCACCCGGCGAGUACAUCAUCGUCCCUUCCACCUUCGAGCCCAGCAAGGAGGCAGACUUCGUGCUCCGCGUCUUCACCGAGAAGCUUGCCGAGUCCGAGGAGCUGGACAACCCGAUCACUGCUGACCUGGAAGAUGAGGAAGAAAUUAGUGAAGAUGAUGUUGAGGAAAAUUUCAAGAACAUGUUUGCACAGCUCGCUGGAGAAGACAUGGAGAUCAGUGUGUUUGAGCUACGCACCAUCCUCAACCGGGUCUUGUCGAAACACCGAGACCUGAAGACCGAUGGUUUCAGCAUGGAUUCGUGCCGAGGAAUGGUCAACCUCCUGGAUAAAGACGGCAGUGGACGUCUGGGACUGCUGGAAUUCCAGCGAAUGUGGAACAAAGUACGCAAGUGGCUGGGUAUUUUUAGAAACUUUGACCUGGAUCAGUCAGGCACAAUGAGCUCCUAUGAAAUGCGGCUCGCCCUCGACUCUGCAGGAUUCCAGAUCAACAACCGUAUCCACCAGGCCAUCGUGUCACGUUACGCUGAUGGAGAGGCUGUUGACUUCGACAACUUCAUCUCCUGCUUGGUCAGACUGGAAGCCAUGAUCAGAUCGUUCCAAGCCCUGCAGAAAGAUGGAAUGAUGGAGAUAAACAAAGCAGAUUGGCUGUUCCUGACCAUGUCCGGCUAAGACUGAGCAGAAGAUGAAGCAAGAGCCCUGCCUGCCUCUGCCCUGCUCCGAGCCUGCUGCUGACGGACAGUGUCCUCACAACGUACCGCAAUGAUGCAGAUCCCUCUCCCUGCUGUGUACGACCCAGAAGUCUCGACACCCCUCACACCCGUCACCCUCCCCCUCGCAUCCUACCCACUCAUUCUGACUCGCCGUACCUUCCUCCCAACCCCUCGUCCCCUGAUCUUUGCCUGCACUGGAGAAGCCACCAGUGACCAGGCCUGCUCUGUGUUAACCCCAGUGGAGUAGACGUUGGUCUCCUCUUCAAACCCCUCCCCGAGUCGGAUGGGAACCGGACUCAGUCCCUGGUAUGGCUUGCCUGGAUCUGACAGUCCCACAGCACCAUUAGUCUCUUGUGCUGCGUCCCUCAGCUCCAGUUCUGGCUUCUGCCCACCCUCUUUCUACCUCAUCCCCCCCCUAAACUCUCUAUAUUUCCCUCCUUACACCCCCCACCAUCUUCCUGCCCCACUGCCAACCUGGUCCAGUGUUUGAGCAGUCCCUCCUUCGGUCUCAUGCCUGUUUUCUCUGGACUAGUGCUGUCAGUGCCUGUUUCUGAAGUCCACAUACAGCAAGUGGUCCAUGUAGGGUGUUUACCCAGCCCACCUCUGCCCCAGCUGCUGCCAAUACACGGAUUAUAACCACUACACCUCCAAUGGACUGUUACGCUGGGGAGAAUCAGCCCCACCCUGGGAUCAAAUGGUGUGAACUCCCCUCCCCCCACUUCUCCACCCCUCCCCUCCAACACCCCUGCCAGUCCCUGGGCUGGCACAAACUAUACUCGAGCUUCCUCCCUUAGUGGGAUUACAUAGUCUGUGGUGGGAUGUCCCGUCUCUCCAGCCAAAACUGGGGGACCAGACGGAGACCAGCACCAACCAACAAUCUUAAUAAAGCAAUAAAGGACCAAGUCCUCGCACA